GGUCACUUCAGGGGCUCCCUGCGCCCCACAGCACAGAGCUUGGGCCUGCUCCCCAAGCUUGAGGGCUGCCAAGAAAGCGCGAUGGCCCCUCCAUGCUGCCUCCAAUCCCCCAUGGGAGACUGAGGUUUCCUGGCCUGUCUGUCCCUCAUCCUUCUUCUCACCCCUGCCCCAGGGAAUCAGAGAACUGGAGAGGGAAAGAUGCUGAGUGUAAAGAGACACCGGGUCCUCUCCCUGACCCCUGGGCUGGAACGGACCUCGAAUGCUGGCUUUGCCUCAGCUCUCUCUCUCUCCCCCAGGACUGACAGGGAGCACAGAGGUGCAGGGCCCUGGGAGGCACGCAGUCAGCAUGCUGGCCCCGGGAAGCAGCCCCGAGCAGAGGGCCAGGUUCGCCCUGCAGUGGAGACAGAUCUCCUGGAUAACCUGCUGGGUCACCCUGUAUGCUGCGGAGGCCCUCCCUGCCUGUCCUUUCUCCUGUAAAUGUGACAGCCGCAGCCUGGAGGUGGACUGCAGUGGCUUAGGCCUCACCAGUGUGCCGCCAGACUUGCCUGCUGCCACCCGAGCGCUCUUGCUCUUAAACAAUAAGCUGACUGCCCUGCCAAGCUGGGCUUUCGCCAAUCUGUCCAGCCUGCAGCGGUUGGACCUAUCCAACAACUUCCUGGACCAGCUGCCCAGCUCCAUUUUUGGGGAUCUGACGAACCUGACGGAGCUACAGCUGCGCAAUAACAGUAUCAGGACCCUGGACAGGGACUUACUGCAGCACUCACCGCUGCUGCGCCACUUGGACCUGUCCAUCAACGGCCUGGCCCAGCUGCCCGCUGGCCUUUUCGAUGGACUUCCAGCCUUGCGUUCCCUAUCACUUCGUUCUAACCGCCUGCAGAACCUGGACCGGCUGACAUUUGAACCCCUAGCAAGCCUGCAGCUGCUGCAGGUUGGGGACAAUCCCUGGGAGUGUGACUGCAACCUGCGUGAGUUCAAGCACUGGAUGGAGUGGUUCUCCUACCGAGGGGGCCGCCUGGACCAGCUUGCCUGCACCCUACCCAAGGAGCUGAGGGGGAAGGACAUGCGUGUGGUCCCCAUGGAGAUGUUCAACUACUGCUCCCAGCUGGAGGAGGAGGAUAGCUCAGCUGGGCUGGAUAUUCCCGGGCCACCCUGCACCAAGGCCAGCCCGGAACCUGCUAAGCCUAAGCCGGGGGCCGAGCCCGAGCCGGAGCCCAGCACAGCCUGCCCGCAGAAGCAGCGCUACCGGCCGGUGAGCGUGCGGCGGGCCAUCGGCACAGUCAUCAUCGCGGGGGUGGUCUGCGGCAUCGUCUGCAUCAUGAUGGUGGUAGCCGCUGCCUACGGCUGCAUUUAUGCCUCGCUCAUGGCCAAGUACCACCGGGAGCUCAAGAAGCGCCAGCCCCUGAUGGGGGACCCUGAGGGGGAGCACGAAGAGCAGAAGCAGAUCUCCUCGGUAGCAUGAAAGCCCAGCUCUGGGGCCCAGCCCUCCUGCAAGCAAGCCACAGAGCAGCCUCCUCCAUGAACUCCCACGUCUCCUCGAAAGCCUCCACUAUGCUGCUGCUGCCCCUUUCUGGGUCAUGACAUUUUUGCAACAUUUGGGGGGUCCCCCAGCCCUCUGGUCAUAGGGAAGAAAGGAUGUGUGUGCAAGUGGAGGUUCCUGGACGGGCAGUUCCCUUGGUCCCUGCCUGAUGUUGCACAUCUGGGUGACCCUCCCUUCCUCUUGCUCAUCCCCUCCUCAUCUGCCUUUACGGCGUGGGAGGAGGAAGGGACGUGGGGUUCGGGGUGGGGGUUGUUGCUGGGACUCUUCUGAGCCAGGAAGAAAUCCUUAAAUUCCUUUCGGGUGGAAGCUGGGUUCAGCUUUCAACCGCUGGUACUAACAUGCAAUCACACCACGCCGUCAUCUGGAGUUAGCACCUAUACAACGUGUGAUGAUCGCGCUCCGUGGCUGAGGCCAGCCUGCCCCUGUAUCUACUCUAGGCCACCUGCCACCCUGCUCCUGGGCUCACUAACUCGCUCUCACAAGCUCAGAGCAUCACCAGCACCAUCCACUGAUUGGAAAGUCACACGUGCUCGCACCCACACGCACACAGCACCACACAGAGACAGGUCAUGGCAACUUGGGAACAGACACGUCUCCCCUUGAAUCUCCAGCCCUCAGACCACAGAACCUUUUACUUGCUUACUGGAAUCUUCUCAAGUCAACAGGGGGGAGAAGCCCAAACUAAUACCACAAGGAUUCCUUUGAGAUCCUCUAAAGUGGGCCAAAGUGGUGCUGCAGGAUGAGACUGCCGUCACCAUGGUAACCCUCUCACACCUAACCUGCUGGGUUUGCCGGGGACACGGCCCCGGCCCGGCGGCCUUGAGGCUGCGGCAUGUGUGAAUGGCGGUCUCCUGAGAGCCCAGCCACAUGCCCCUGGGCUGCCUAAAUAUGCCAUCACUGCCAGGCCCGUGGGGACACACACCCAUUCUCUCCUGCAGCCUGCAGCCCGGGAACUGUGUUCUGUGUGCGCACCCCUCCAUCUUCAGCACCUCCAGGCCUGGGGUCGGGGGGGGGAAGGUGCUGGGUCAGCACCUUCCUUUGGGGAAAGCAAGUCGCAGUGCAGAGUCUGGGGGCCUCCUCGGAGCUCCCUCCUGCCAACAUAACCCGCCAACCCCGAGCAGGGAGGACGGGCCACAUUCUGCUCAGAAGCUCUGGUGACUGGUUUCCUCUUCCAGGGUGUGUCUGCUCAGUCUGAACUUUCAAUUGCACCUGGCCUGGGUCCGAACCCAAGCAUGGGCCAGAAGUUCUCUGUCUGUGACGUACACCCAAGGGACAGGGGUGCCUGAUGCCAGGGCUCACCGGCGGGGCGGCAGGUGAGAAGAGGCUGUAGGGGCUUUAGGAAUCACUAGCUUCAUUUCUAGGUCUGCCUCUCCUUGUGAGUCUGAUGUCUGUGAACACUAGGCCUCCCUCUGCUGGAAGUCGGCCUCCCCACGGCUCACAGAGGGCCAGGAGGCCAUGGGCUGGUUUCUGGCUCGAAGAUGACCCAGAACAUGAGAACAGGGUUUGCAGAGGAACAGGGCAGGUCCCGCCCCUCACCUUGCACCCCUCAACCCUUCCACCUCACAGAGGAGGUGAACAGUGAGGAGGUGCUCCCGCAGGGAGGAUGGAGGGCCCCCUCACCGCACAGGCUGCGGACACACCCCAGCGCUGUCUUCCUCCCCAAGGCUGGGGCACAGACUUCUGACUUGAGGGCUGAUACCAGGCCUGGGGAUUUUCUAAGGGAAUGGGGUAGGGGAGGGCCUUGUCCAUGGUGACACCUUCAGCAGCCUGAGACAGGAGAUUUUUAAAGGCAAAAUUAUAUUUCUGGUUUGUUGUUUCAGAAGACCAAUAAAGA
This is a messenger RNA of Condylura cristata (star-nosed mole), 3371 nucleotides long. It is a transcript of the gene LRTM2, whose product is annotated as leucine-rich repeats and transmembrane domains 2. NCBI's taxonomy places the organism in Eukaryota, Metazoa, Chordata, Mammalia, Eulipotyphla, Talpidae. The transcript is spliced from 4 exons. The coding region runs from base 260 to 1459 and encodes 399 amino acids. The record is from RefSeq and is a predicted model, not a curated record. Gene Ontology annotation, molecular function: protein binding. Gene Ontology annotation, cellular component: plasma membrane.